UAAUAAGUUUCAAAGAGAGUGAGUCGUAAGGAUCAGAAUUGCACGGACCUCAGUCUUCGCACACGUACCCCUAACUAUAGCGGUCAGUCAUUGAAGCCAAGCCAUGGAGCAAUCUCUCGGUCUGGGAAAACCCCAUAGCCAGUAUGUAGUCAGCGAUGUUUUAGGAAUCGAGAGCCUAGCAACUUCCUCCUCUAAGUUCCCCUCUUUGGUUUACAGAAGCUAUCAGACUCAAUCGGCAGAUCUCCAAGCACCAUCAGAUCCUCAAGGACAUGUUGAUGGUGAAAGCUCUGCCACAGUAAGAAGAAAACAACGUAGAAAUCGUACCACAUUUACGAAACAACAGUUACAAGAGCUGGAAAAAGUUUUCGAGAAAAAGCAUUACCCAGAUAUCGCCCUCCGAGAAGAGCUUGCUGCCAAGAUUAACAUCAGCGAGGCGCGAAUUCAGGUUUGGUUCCAAAAUAGAAGAGCUAAAUGGCGAAAGAGACAAAAUCCGUCACAGGGUUUUACGAAAAAAGUUCGCUAUCAAAGCGAAAAACUUGGACCGCACCUGCCCAUAGCUCCCCGACCAAGUAUUCCCUGUGGACCACCUAACUACUUUCUUGGUUUACCGGGCGCAGUUCCUGUGAGCGCCCAUCACCACACAUAUCCAGGAAUUUUGACUUCUCUUAACGCUACAAAUUCCAAUUACAUGUCUUCAUCGCAGCUACCGAUGCACAACGGUACGCUAUGGCCUUGUCAAGGCGCUGCUUUCUCAAGCCAUGCCGAACAACCUAAGAUGGCGCUCGAAGCGUUGAGAAUGAAAGCGAAGUCACAUGCCUCUUCAAUGUCUGCGUUUGAAUUCGUACCUUCGUACCAUUAGUUCACGACAUAAGGUAACUCGCUGAGCGAGAAAAAAAAAAAAAAAAACAAGUGAGCGAGGUCGGUCCACUGAUGUAAAGUCAACCGAGAUUGUUGUUUUUGACAAACAUUUGAAAUAGCCAAAGAUUAACUUGAAAUGUCAAGAUGAAGAAAAGUAGAAAAGUUCGAGAACUUUAGUGCAAAUAGUAGGAUUUUGAUGCGAGUAUUUCCUUUUAGCUAAGUCAGUGGAAAUACGAACUCUUUCGGUUGAAAAGAGAAUUGUAAAAUUACCGAAAAACAAUCAAGGAAUACUAGAUGAAUUUACGAUCAUUUGUGGUAUAUUAGAUUUUUAUAUUAUCAAAAAAUUACGAGACAUUUUAUCACGAAAGUUUGCACCUUGGUAGGGUAUUAAGCUUUAUCCAGUAUAAAAUAAGAACGUACUUUAUUUAGAUGUACUUUAUGUCUAUUUGCGCUAUUAGUAAAUUUUCUUUUGAAAGACUGUCAGUGGAACCUCAUUAAUGAAGCUGUGAAUACUUCCAAGGCUUUUGCGCUUCGCCCCGCCUGAAACACACAAGCCCUGAGGUGCUAACACACCUAAAGCAAGUACAUUUCCACUAGUGAUUUCAAUAACUGUAUUAUCCAGAAACUAAAACAACAUUAACGCCCUCGUGCCACACAUAAGAAGAAAAGAUGAGUGUUAUUCUAUGAGAAAAGAUUUACUUUGACUUCAUAAACAGAAGAGGAACAUUAAAACUUCUACAGGGACGAAACUCAGUCAAUGACUUUUAGUUCCUAUGUAUUUUCGGUGUCAUAGUAGUGAACUAAAUUCAUGACUCUUAUCAAUGUAUAGUUUGCUUUUGCGCUGAAUCAAUAAUUUAUCAAUGCUAAAUUUAUGCUAUGGACAUAAAGAGAAUGCUCAGAAAUACGUCAGUAACAAAUAGCGUGCAUUGUUAAUAGAAAUGGGAGAACGGACAAGUUUUCUGACAUCUCAGACUUAAACGAAGUUUAUCUGUUGUCUCAUAAAACAACAAACCGACACUAUUCAUAUUACUUUGAAAUAGAAUAACCACGUAACUUUUCAUACUUCACCGAAAUAAUCCAUUAGAUCAAAUUUUCACAAUAAAGGAAAUUAAACACUUUAUAGUGAUGCGACCGUGUUCCCCUUAAAAAGACAAUAAUUACAACAACGUUUACUUAACGGAGGCGCAGUGUUAGGUUCGUUCGGAAGUCCUCUCGGAUAUGUGCAAACUUACACAAAUGUUUGAUAAGUUACAUAGUUAUAGACAAUCUCGCAACCAAGACUGAAAUGAUGUAAAAAGCAGGAAAAAUUCAAAUAAAAGCACUUACAAAAACGUUA
This is a messenger RNA of Stylophora pistillata, 2194 nucleotides long. Its product is annotated as retinal homeobox protein Rx2. Gene Ontology annotation, molecular function: DNA-binding transcription factor activity, RNA polymerase II-specific; RNA polymerase II transcription regulatory region sequence-specific DNA binding. Gene Ontology annotation, biological process: regulation of transcription by RNA polymerase II. The record is from RefSeq and is a predicted model, not a curated record. NCBI's taxonomy places the organism in Eukaryota, Metazoa, Cnidaria, Anthozoa, Scleractinia, Pocilloporidae.